Molecule: messenger RNA, 3396 nt
Organism: Chaetura pelagica (chimney swift)
Lineage: Eukaryota; Metazoa; Chordata; Aves; Apodiformes; Apodidae
Gene: MEGF10
Product: multiple EGF-like-domains 10
Exons: 24
Coding region: 1-3396 (1131 amino acids)
Molecular function (GO): scavenger receptor activity; protein binding
Source: RefSeq, a predicted model, not a curated record
AUGGUUCUUCACUUGAACUCCUAUUUUGGCUUUCCUGUCAUACUCCUGUACCACUGGAUGGGGACAACUUUAUCUUUGAAUCUGGAAGAUCCCAAUGUUUGUAGCCACUGGGAAAGUUAUUCAGUUACAGUGCAAGAGUCAUAUCCUCAUCCUUUUGAUCAAAUUUACUACACCAGUUGUACUGACAUCCUGAACUGGUUUAAAUGCACACGACACAGGAUCAGUUACCGAACUGCCUACAGACAUGGUGAAAAAACAAUGUACAGGCGUAAAUCCCAGUGCUGCCCUGGAUUUUAUGAAAGCAGGGAAAUGUGUGUCCCUCAUUGUGCUGAUAAAUGUGUUCAUGGUCGUUGUAUUGCUCCAAACACCUGUCAGUGUGAGCCUGGCUGGGGAGGACCCAACUGCUCCAGUGCCUGUGACAGCGACCACUGGGGGCCUCACUGCAGCAGCCGUUGCCAGUGCAAGAACGGCGCCUUGUGCAACCCCAUCACUGGCGCCUGCCACUGCGCCUCGGGGUUCAAGGGCUGGCGCUGCGAGGAGCGCUGCGACCACGGGACGUACGGCAACGACUGCCACCAGAAGUGCCAGUGCCAGAACGGGGCCACCUGCGACCACGUGACUGGAGAGUGCAGAUGUCCUCCUGGAUACACGGGUGCCUUCUGUGAGGACCUCUGUCCCCCCGGGAAGCAUGGGCCGCAGUGCGAGGAGAGGUGCCCGUGCCAGAAUGGAGGGGUCUGUCACCAUGUCACCGGGGAGUGUGCCUGCCCACCUGGAUGGAUGGGCAUGGUCUGUGGUCAGCCUUGUCCUGAGGGUCGUUAUGGGACAAACUGUUCCCAGGAGUGCCAGUGCCACAAUGGAGGGACCUGCGACUCAGCGACAGGUCAAUGCCUUUGCAGCCCAGGUUACACAGGGGAACGAUGCCAAGAUGAAUGUCCAGUGGGGACUUACGGAGUGCGAUGUGCUGAGACCUGCAAGUGUGUGAAUGGUGGGAAAUGUUACCAUAUUAGUGGUGCCUGUCUCUGUGAACCAGGAUUCACUGGAGAGCACUGCGAGACAAGGCUUUGUCCUGAGGGAAUUUAUGGUCUCAAGUGUGAUAAAAAGUGUCCCUGCCACAUGCCCAAUACCUGGAGCUGUCACCCUAUGUCUGGGGAAUGCUCCUGCAAGCCUGGCUGGUCUGGACUCUACUGCAAUGAGACGUGUUCCCCGGGAUUCUAUGGCGAGUCGUGUCAGCAGAUCUGCAGCUGCCAAAAUGGUGCUGACUGUGACAGUGUGACUGGAAGAUGCACCUGUGCCCCUGGAUUUAAGGGGGCUGCUUGUGGUACUCCUUGUCUUCCUGGGACAUACGGCGUAAACUGUUCAUCUGUGUGCAACUGCAAAAAUGAAGCUAUCUGUUCACCAGUAGAUGGUUCUUGUGCCUGCAAAGCAGGUUGGCAUGGUGUAGAUUGCUCAAUAAAUUGUCCCAGUGGUACCUGGGGACUUGGCUGUAACUUAACUUGCCAGUGUCUUAACGGAGGAGCUUGCAAUGCUCUGGAUGGAACCUGUACCUGUGCCCCGGGCUGGAGAGGAGAAAAAUGCGAACUCCCUUGCCAGGACGGCACAUACGGUCUGGACUGUGCUGAACGCUGUGACUGCAGCCACGCGGACGGUUGUCAUCCCACCACGGGUUACUGUCGCUGUCUCCCAGGAUGGUCAGGCAUUCACUGUGACAGUGUGUGUGCUGAGGGACAGUGGGGUCCAAAUUGUUCGUUGCCUUGUUACUGCAAAAAUGGAGCAUCCUGUUCUCCAGAUGAUGGAAUCUGUGAGUGUGCACCAGGAUACAGAGGCACCACUUGUCAACGAAUUUGUUCCCCUGGGUUUUAUGGACACCGCUGCAGCCAGACAUGUCCCCAAUGUGUACACAGCAGUGGUCCUUGCCACCAUAUUACUGGCUUAUGUGACUGCUUACCUGGAUUUACAGGAGCCCUCUGUAACGAAGUAUGUCCCAGUGGCAGAUUUGGCAAGAACUGUGUUGGAAUAUGCACCUGCACCAAUAAUGGAACAUGUAAUCCUAUUGAUAGAUCUUGUCAGUGUUACCCUGGCUGGAUUGGGAGUGACUGCUCUCAGCCUUGCCCACCUUCCCACUGGGGACCAAACUGCAUCCACACGUGCAACUGCCAUAAUGGAGCUUACUGCAGUGCCUAUGAUGGGGAGUGCAAAUGUACCCCAGGAUGGACUGGCCUUUACUGUACACAAAGAUGUCCCCUAGGGUUCUAUGGAAAGGACUGCACGUUGAUAUGCCAGUGUCAGAAUGGAGCCGACUGCGACCACAUCAGCGGGCAGUGCACCUGCCGCACCGGGUUCAUGGGGAAGCACUGCGAGCAGAAAUGCCCUCCAGGUACCUAUGGGUAUGGAUGCCGGCAGAUAUGUGACUGUCUGAACAACUCAACCUGUGACCACAUCACAGGAACAUGUUACUGCAGCCCAGGCUGGAAAGGGGCCAGGUGUGAUCAAGCUGGUGUAAUUAUAGUAGGAAACUUGAACAGCUUAAGCCGAACCAGUACUGCCAUCCCUGCUGAUUCUUACCAGAUAGGGGCUAUAGCAGGCAUCAUCAUUCUUGUCCUGGUUGUGCUUUUCCUGCUAGUGCUAUUCAUCAUUUACCGACACAAGCAGAAAGGAAAAGAAACAAAUAUGCCCGCAGUGACAUACACCCCUGCUAUGAGGGUCAUCAAUGCAGAUUACACCAUUUCAGAAACCAUCCCGCACAGUAAUGGUGGAAAUGCUAACAGUCACUAUUUCUCUAAUCCUAGUUAUCAUACUCUAACUCAAUGCACUACCCCACCUCAUGUCAACAACAUGGACAGGCUGACUCUGGCAAAGGCCCUGGAAAACAAACAUCUAUUUGUGAACCUUAAAAAUGUGGAACCUGGAAAAAGAGGCACUGUCAUGGACUACACAGGAACGCUGCCUGCAGACUGGAAACAUGGUGGCUACCUCAAUGAGCUUGGUGCUUUUGGACUUGAUAGGGGAUAUUUGGGGAAAUCCUUGAAAGAUCUAGUGAAGAACUCGGAAUACAAUUUAAGUAAUUGCUCGUUAAGUAGUUCUGAGAACCCAUAUGCUACUAUAAAAGACCCACCAGCUCUUCUACCAAAAAGUUCAGAAUGCGGAUAUGUUGAAAUGAAGUCACCAGCACGCAGGGACUCCCCAUAUGCCGAGAUUGCCAGCUCUGCUUCAGCUACUAAGAAUGUUUAUGAAGUUGAACCUACGGUGAGUGUUGUCCAGGGAUCACUCAGCAGCAGCGGACGUUUCAGCCAGGAUCCUUAUGACCUUCCAAAAAACAGCCAUAUUCCAUGUCAUUAUGACUUGCUACCAGUUCGAGAUAGCUCCACAUCCUCUACAAAGGAGGUCAGCAGUGAAUGA